This is a messenger RNA of Aptenodytes forsteri (emperor penguin), 4743 nucleotides long. RefSeq names its product vacuolar protein 8. The transcript is spliced from 15 exons. Gene Ontology annotation, biological process: nucleus-vacuole junction assembly. Bases 182 to 1906 code for a protein of 574 amino acids. NCBI's taxonomy places the organism in Eukaryota, Metazoa, Chordata, Aves, Sphenisciformes, Spheniscidae. Gene Ontology annotation, molecular function: protein-membrane adaptor activity; protein binding. The record is from RefSeq and is a predicted model, not a curated record.
AGGAGGUGCAUGUGAUGGGUUCCCAGGGAUCUGCCACCUCACUGCGUUUAGGAUGGAAGCCGAAGGGUGGAAGACCACGAGCAAAAGGUGAAAAGCAAGUGGUGGCAGAAGCAGGACCUGACAGUCACAUGGGUUCCCUCUAUUUUAGAAGAUCCCUGCUGAAAGGAUCCAGAAGCCGUGAAUGGGUCAACUGUGUGGACGAUGCAUGCAGCUGCUGCGGGACUUUGUGGCCUUUGUUCAGAGGAUGUCGUCCGACUUGGUGCACAGCAUCAAGGAAUGCGUAACUCUGAUAAGCAAAUGCUCCUGCUUAAAACAAAACAGCUCUAAAGCCAGACAGCUGUACAAGCCUAUCCUGCAGCCUCAUGAGAGGGUGACAGCACAGGAGUUUCUGCAGCAUAUUGAAACAGGUUUUGAAAUGUCACCACUUGGAAAGGACCCUCUGGAAGCCUUGAGGACCUUAGCCUUUUCAGAAAACCCAGGUUUACAGCAGUCUGCUGCCCUCUAUUACUUGCACAUGAGUCAGCACAUGAAUGUCCCCCUACCUGUGGAGCAUCUGGAACCCUUCUAUGCCUUACUACGGUCUGCUGACCUGGAGGUGCAGCAGAUGUCUUCCUUGUCCCUUGUCAACUUCUUGCUGGAAGGAAAUACUGACAAAGAAUUAGUUGUCCAAAUGGGAUUACUUGAGCCAAUUCUGGAUCUGCUUGAAUCAGAGGAUCCCACUGUCCAGUGUAAUUCCUGUGCCUGUACCAUGACUUUGGCCGUUUCAGAGUCCAACCGAGAGGCUAUUGGCGCUGCUCAAGGAGUUACACCCCUGCUGUCUCUUGCCAAUUCCUACGAUCCUAGAGUCCAACAAAAUGCAGUUGGUGCUAUUCUCAACCUCACACAAUCAGAGAAAAUCCAACAGGUCCUAUGCAAGAAAGGAGCCCUACCAGUUCUUGCCUUGCUGCUGGAAUCUCCUGACUCAGAAGUGCAGUAUUACAGCUGUGCUGCCCUAAGCAACAUGGCAGCCAAUAUUCAGCACCAUGAAGCCAUGCUGAGACCCGGUAACAGAUUCCUGCUGCGGACACUCAUCUCUCUCCUAUCCUCCUCUGUGGACAAGGUUUCAAGCCAGGCAUGUGUUUGCCUAAGAAAUUUGGCUACCAGUGCGGACAUCCGGGCCGAGAUGGUUGCUGAGGACGUCCUGCCCAAGCUGCGCUCUCUCCUGGCAUCUGGCAGCGAGGAUGUGCGUCGCGCUUCCAUCGCUCUGCUCUGGAUACUGUCCCAGCACCCGCACAACCAGGACACUCUGGCAUGUGCCGAGCUACUACAGAGCCUGGGGAUGCUACUGUCAGCGCAUAAAACAGACCCUGUGAUUGUUGGCCAUACUGCUUGUAUCAUCAAAAACCUGAGCCUUUCCAAAAACAGACAGAGAAUCAUUGAGAGCCUAUGUGUUGAAGGUCUCCUCCAGACCAUGCUUUCUACUGACAUUCAAGAAGACUGUCUUCACUGUGUGACAUCUUGCCUUGCUGAGCUGGCAAAGCAAGAAGGAGCCACGUUAUGCAUGGUCCAACAGAUGGAUGAACCCUUGACAAAGCGCUUGGUGAGACUGGCUGGCCAACUGGAACAUACUGAGGCAUCCUUUCAAGCUGCCUCCAUCAUCCAGCACAUGACAGGUCACGAAAAAAUGAUGCUUUUGGUGAAGCGUCACAUUGGAGAGAUUCAGGCCUACCUCAAGAAUUUUCUUACCCACCAAGAGAUCCGCUUUCAGCAGCUGGGCAUCUCUACGUUCUGCAGACUGCAGGAAGAUCCAGAAUUUUCAUUAGCAUUCAGAAAAAGCCAAAUGGCCAAACUCCUUGAGCAAGUCCGUCAACAAACAGAAGAAACUCAGGAGCUCCUUAGGGCAGCUGUUUGCCAUGAAGACAGUUAAUGUUCAAGCUGGAUGGCUUAUGAAAACUUACCAGAUCCAAGAGCCUGAACUUUCAGAGAAGACAACUCUUUUCAUUGGUUUCUGUAGUUAAAGCUUCCCUGCGACCUGCAGUUUCAUCAUAUACAAGAGAUGUUCCGGUAACAAGAACUGGAGCAGGUCAAAAGACAAUCGCUUGGACACUUUGGCUGGCUGCUUGAGUAUGCUUGAGGACUACAGCUACAUUCCUCCCAACCGUUUGGAAAACACCUGUUAUGCUUGGGUAAUCUUCCAUGGUUUGUUUCUGGCUUCCUCAACCCCCCCUCCAAAAAAACAGCGCUGUAUUCGUGAGGUUUUAUUCAUGUAACAGGCCGAUUCUACUGAAGAGGCAUCUCUCGAGUAGGCAGGUUACUCCGCGUUCAUCUUUAUUUUGUUUCUGCUCCACAUCCCUUAUUUCAGAGCACGCUCCAGGGCCUCGACUUUAGAAAAUAAUCAAAUUAGCACAGUAUAAAGGUAGCAAACUACUAACAGGUUACUACAGGAAGUAACUGCUAAGGGACAACUCGGAAAUUGCAAGAAGUUGGUAAGAAACAAGAAUAGGGCAAGCCUUAAGGCUGAUCCUUGCCUACGCUGUAGGCACUACUCUCCAGCAGAAGAGCAAAGGCACACCGAGGCGGGUAAAUGUUGCAUAGAGCACGUUCAGAAUAUAGCGGCUACCAUGAAAGAUUUGGGCGAGAUGUGUUUGAACACAGAAAUCUGUGUUCUGCAAAUGGUAAGUUAUUUCCAAAGGUACUUGCAACAGGGGAAAAAAGUGAACAUAUUUUGCAAAAUUAGGACCUGAUCUUCUAUUUUGAUAUUGAUAUUUCAUUUUAAAAGGAUUUAAAGAAAAAAAAGCAGUAAUAUGUUUAAAUUCAACUGAUUUUCUUACAUGUAUACAGGAUACCGAACAACCUCCCCCUUCCCUCUCCUCCAGAGGGAAAGAGUCUGUCUCACAGACUUUUUAGCCAAUCAAAACAGUAUUUUUCAGGAAAAAUGUAGCACAGAGCCUUGAAAUUAUGGGGCACUAGUUUUUUAAUGUAGGUUUUAAUUUGUAAAAGAAAAGUAAUCUAAAAAUAAAUCAUCAUCAUCAUCUAUUAGUAAUCCAAUUCCACCUUUGAUCAAUACACUUGUUUUUAAGUAUAAGAAUCCUCCUGGAGCUUCAUGUUGAACUGGCUGGAAUACUGAAAUCUUGGAACCACUCUUAUGGCAAACAUCUGCUCCCAGAUAGCACAGUUUCUUACGAAAACAUUUCAGAAGAGUUUCCUGUCUUUUGAGGUACUUCUGACCAUGGUAUAACUCUUAGAUGCAUGUAGAGCUUUAGAGCUGCUACUGGCUACAAACAUGGAAUAAAAGCAAGAUUAAAAAAUAAGAACAACAAAAAAAAUCAUUCUGUCAACUAAGAGCUCAACAUUACACUUUACUGUGUCCCAAAUCUCUAAGCUUACUUCUGGUGCCUGGGAGAGACAUUUCUGUUAAUGAUUCCUUUUAAUAACUGCAAGUUCUCUCCAAUAGUACUGUUUAAAAAAAACCACCAAACCAACCCAAAACAACCAAAACCACACUCAAAAGCCUCUCUGCAGCGCAGUAAAAAGAACAGGGCAGACAGAGACUUCAGAUAAAGCAGUACGGCAUUUUCAGUGUUUGCGUGCGACAGGAAUUUUCUUUUGAAAUCUCAUGUGAGAGACCCAUGUGCUCAGCUGUGGGCAGUCAGGCUUACUAAAACAGAGGACUAUGAAGAGCUGAAUGACACAGCUAGGAACAAAAUCUCAAAACUCAGGCCACCUCCUUGGGUGACUUUAGAUCAUUUUCCAAAAAGAAAAUCAGUGCAAUAUUAAGUAAUGCCAUUAGAAUCUGUCCUGUAUCUGUAUUCUUAAGUAUUUAAUUGCAAACAUUAUUUCAAGGUCUUGGCAAGAAAGAAAAUAACAAAGCAUUCUUCAUCAGGAAUGAGGAGAUAAGAGACAUGUGAAACAAGCAAAGCUAACGGUAAAUAACCCAGCAGUUGUGAUGUACUGAAUAAACUCGCUGAAUGUCAUCCCUGUAAGCAUUUAUGUUGUGCUGUUGAGACGUGAGCGAGGAGCCGAGACUUUCCAAAGCACAGAGUCGAGCUGCUGUGAAGGUUACUACUCCGUACCUUCAGAACAGCUGUCUGCGACUUCUACAAGUGCUAGUUCUACCUCACCAAAUAGUUAAGUGUUGCCUCCGAAAGAACAAACAACAAAAACAGUUGCAAUAAUGGGCAAAGGAGCUGGCCUUCUUUUGAUACCGCAUUUUAUUGUCAGGAACAACGUUCAACAGAAGAAAAACUAUUUUUCCCCGCAUUUGAAGAAAGGGGCUUAACCGAAGACUUAAAAUUUCAAUCCUUUUCAUUUUUUAGGGUGGUUUUUUUUUUUUUUGAUUCAUACACCUAGUUCUACUCCCAGUUCCCUAGCUUUUAGUUUGUGUGUCAGGCCCUUGAAAAGGAGAAAACUCGCUCGCUCUUAUUUGAAGCAAACCUGGAAUGAAUAUCAUUAUAAAUUGUUUUUACUGCAGUGCUGUUCAAAAAAACCCCCAAACACAACACACGAGAAAUGAAGCAGGCUCUUCAUCUGUGCUGCAAACAGUGAAGCAAGCAUUCUGAAGUCUCACAAAAAAAAGAGACCAGCAUAAUUUAUACCUGAGCCUAAAUAGAUCAAGAUCAACAUAAUUUAAACCUGAGCCUAAGUGAAUCCUCAAACUUAAAAUUGAAGCUAAAUCUUACUGGCUAUUUGUUUGCUCUGUUUCUAGCUGCAAGUGACUCCGUACUGAUUUUCUGGUAAAGAGAUUAGAGGAAACCUAAAGAAAAG